CCUCGCAGCGGGCGCCGGGGGCUGCGGGCGGUGCGGCACCGGCCGUCGCCUUCCUGCUCGGUGGGGGGCGCCGCCAGCGCCGCGGCACGGCGAGGUGAGGUUUCCAUACUGUUGGGGUUCUUUGUUUUGUUUUUUUUUCUUGAAAUGGUAGGGCUAGGAAACAGCUGCCGAGGGAUGAAGUCUCCACCUCUCCUCGUGGCUGCGCUCAUGGCAUGCAUCAUUGUUUUGGGUUUCAAUUACUGGAUUGCAAGUUCUCGCAGUGUGGAUCUGCAGGGUCGGAUCAUGGAACUGGAAGGCAAAGUUCACAGCGCAGCAGUGGAGAGGGGUGCUGUGGAGCUCAAAAAGAAUGAAUUCCAAGGAGAGCUAGAGAAGCAGCGACAGCAGAUCGACAAAAUCCAGUCCUUGCACAGCUUUCAGAUGGAAAAUGCCAACAGAGUACAUCAGGAGGAGAAGGCAGUGCUGAUGAGUAACAUCACAGUAAAUGACCGACUGAUCCAGAGUCUACGAGAAAACUUGAAAGAGUUACAAACAGAAUAUGGGAAGCUACAGCUGGAUGUUUACUGGUUUCAGAAGAACCAGACUAACCUUCAGAGGAAGUUCUCAUAUGACCUGUCACAGUGUAUCAACCAGAUGAAAGAAUUAAAAGAACAAUGUGAAGAAAGGAUAGAUGAGCUUACAAAAAAGGGUAGUGAUAUACCACAAAUCAAAGCAAACAAAGACUUCUCAGAAGAUUCAGGAAGGAAUAGCCAGGUCAAUAUUCAACUACCAGCCUUGAAGCAAACCGAGUUCAGGCAGGCUGACUUGGAACAGCAGAAACCCAAUGAAGAUGUGCCUAAAGCAGUACCUACAAUAAAAAAGAUAGAUUUGCUGCAGGCUAAAGAAAGAAGAAGCGGCCUAGCUGACAUCAGAAGACAGGAGCCUAAGGCAGAAGAGGAGAAGCUUUCUAGUCAACUGAAAAACCUGCAGGAUUCACUCAAGGCUGCUGCAGGUCAUAAGGAGAUGCUGCCUGAGUCAGAGAAGGAGCUGACUCCAUCUAAAGAUGAAAAACAUGUAGCUGGGCAAGAUGCAUUACAGCUGGCAGCAGAGCAGGCUGCUAGUGAGGAAAUCGAGAGGGAGCAGCUCCUAAAUUAUGAUGCUAAGCAGGAUGACUCGCCCACUGGAAAGGCUGACAAACAGGAACAUGAAGCACUGAACCAGGACAGGGAUAUUGCUUACAAUUUAGAUGAGAAUGAAGCUGAAUCAGAAAUGGACAAGGAAGCAGCACUUGCAGGGAUUGAAAAUGUUCAAAACCCUGAAGAUAUGAAGAACCACUUAUCUGUGCAUGAUGAACAACAGAGAUUGUGAACAAAGGAGGUUCAUCAUGCAACCUAGUCACCUCUUCAUAUAAAUGCAGCAAUGAUGACAGCAAAGUGAUCUGAAAAUGUUUUGAUUAUCUUCUCAAGUCUUCAAUAAGGGCCCAAAUGAAGUAGUAUUUUCUUGUGAAGUUUUAGUGCUGUUUCAGUGGUGAAAAAAAAUCAUCUUAAAUCUCUGGAGGCUUGUUUUAAAACAUCUUGACCUCUGCAAUGACUCUUUCCUUCCUACCAAUUACAGUAUUGAAACCAGCUAGCAAUAAGUGUAGUAACUUUGAAGUUAGCCAACUUGUACAGUCAUACUGCAGUAACAAUAUUUGCAGAUUGGUAUAGAUGAGAAAGAGUCCUCUGCCAAGGAUGGCUCACUCCCCUGAGCAAUGCAGUAGAGAAAUCCCCAGCCAAGUUCUACGAGGAGCUUAAGACAAGCUGACUUAACCUUGACAAAACAUGGGAAGGAUGAAAAAUGGCCCAUGGUGCCUAUUCUGCUACAUUUUUUCUGCAAUGUAGAUAGACUCAGAAAGCGUGAUUGUAGUCCUCAGAUAUUACACAGUACGAUAUACUUUCCUGGGCCUUCUAAAUGAAAUUGCUAGCUUACACUAUCUGUAACCAGGCUGAAACACUAUCCUGGUUGUGUUCUCAGUGUUUAGGUUAAAAAAAAAAGGAUUCUGACAAUAGUGUCUUCUCAUUAAGAGAUGAGUCAGGAAGAUUUUUCUGAAAGCUUUGUUGGACUCCUGUUCACAAGAUCAGUACUAUGGUAUGGUUCAGUUACCACUAACUUGCACAAGUUUAAAAUGUAAAAAUUCAAACUCCUGAACUUUUUGUAACGAAGCCAUCUGAAUAGCUGUGCUAGGACUGCCCUUUACUUCACCCAGCCACUAUCUUCUGCUAAAAAGUAGAAAGGCAAAUGCUUGCCUUGUAGAACAGCAAUCAUCUCAGCUGUUCAAAGUGACUAAUCUGCUCUGCCAAACUUUUGAAGAAGGUAGACCUGACUGCAUUUACCAGACAUCUCAGUGGCUCCCACAGGUGAAGCUGUAGUUGUUGUGAAGUCCUAGGUUAUGCACAAGGUAUAAAGUUGUUAAUGUUCUGUAGUCUUUGUCUCUUCUGUAACUUGUUGAAUGUAAACUAGAAACUAGUUUACUUGUGAUAACUUAGAAAUACCCUCUGCUACCACUAAGGCACCCUUAACUGCAGUCCAGCCUGCAUUGUGUCUAGUAAGAUGUUUUGAAGAUUGUGUCUGUUCUCAAGACUGACACCUGUCUGGAGCAAUCUUUGCAAGUAUGAACCAACCUCUGUUGAGGCAGCAUGGGAGCAGACAGACAUGACUAACUUCCCAACCAGCAAUUCCAUUUAAGAAAAUACAAAUUUGUCUUGGCUUUCUCUUAAUGCACUUCAUUUUGUAACUACUUCUGUGGUGUGUCAUUCCUCAGUCUACUAGUUUACAGCUCCUGUACCUGAAGAUGUCUAAAUAUGCAAGCGGAAGGUUGAUUCUUUUGUGUAUGAGAAGAGUGUUAGUUAUCAGAGUGAAAGGGAGAGCUUAAGUUAAAUGGUGCCUCUUAAGCCUAAAUACAUAAACAGUUAAUUGAUAGACUUGCCAUGUGUGACUUGAAUUCUUCUAAGAAAAGCACUAACUUCCAUUACUGAAUUCUUGGUUACUCAUUUUUUUUCACCACUUAAGUCAGACUUAACUGGUCUGGGCUAAUACAGUCUAUAUAGCAGGGAAAACAAAUGCCUGUAAGCAGGAGAGAAAAGGAAGUAUAAGCAUCUCUUCUAACUGACAAGUAUUGGGCAACUUGGGCUAUUAAGGUGGGGGGUUUUUUUGCAAAUAAUGGCAUAUUUUAAGAUCAAAAUGUUUACCCAUAUUCUUAGUAAAAGGGGCAUUUUCUUAGGACUUAAUCUGUAAAGAAUUAUAUAGCCGAGAUGAAGUUAAUCAGGAGUUUAAUAGUGAUUGUUUAAAAGCAUAUAUUCUAACAGUAUAAAAUGUACAGUGAAACACUGUAUUCAAGUUGAAUGAAUGCCUUUAACUUGAUACUGGUAAAAUCCCAAACAAACAAACAAAAUCCAUAAGGUAAUUAAUAUAUUGCCAUAGAAUUCUUUUAAAAAUGAGUUGUUUUGGCUGUAUUUCUGUACACUGCCCAAACCUGACUGGGCUUCUUGCUAACCAGCUAGAUGUUGUCCUCUCCAUAAACAAGACUACCUUUGUACAAAGGACACUUGUUACACCUCUGACAGUAGUGGGUCUGAAAACCUGCAUAAGAGCUACGUUCAAAACCAUAAAGGAGUGCAGUCUUACUCUCAACAGCUUCAAGUGCUGCAGGAAUGUAACUAGGGUAGUAGAUUUCUAGUAGACAAGGGGCCUGUAUGUCUACUAUAUAGAAUUAGAAUUUUAAAAUUAAAGGACUUCUAGUUGAACAAAACAAGAGAUUAAUUUGGAACUGUGGUUUACAUAGUGUUGUCUAUCACUAGAAUUUUUAGUUGUGCAAGACAGGGAAAGCUUCUUUGCUGUAAUCAUCUUGGAGUUAAAUUAACACUUGUCGUUGAUGUUUUUUUAAAAACUAAGCCUGAUCGUAUUUUAAAAUAAAAAUAGUCUUCUCUA
Molecule: messenger RNA, 3942 nt
Organism: Harpia harpyja (harpy eagle)
Lineage: Eukaryota; Metazoa; Chordata; Aves; Accipitriformes; Accipitridae
Gene: GOLM1
Product: golgi membrane protein 1
Exons: 10
Coding region: 145-1344 (399 amino acids)
Cellular component (GO): Golgi apparatus
Source: RefSeq, a predicted model, not a curated record